AUCUUUUCACUUGCAGGGUAUAAUUACAGUAACAUUUGAAGUUCCAGGAAAUAUAAAAGAAGAAGACCUAAAUCUCUUUAUUCAGAAUCUUCUGUGGGAGAAGAAUGUGAAAGAUAAGAUUGGGCUCACCAUGGAUGUCAUAAGACUGAAGGGACUGGUAUCUAUUCAAGGCAAAUCUCAUCAGGUGAUAGUCCAAGGUGUCCAUGAGCUCUAUGAUCUGGAAGAGACUUCAGUAGCCUGGAAAGAAGAUGAAAACAGAACAAAUAGACUGGUCCUAAUUGGCAGGAACUUGGACAAGGAGACCAUCAAAGAACUAUUCAUAGCCACUGUGACAGAAAAAUGGGGAAGUGGGGAAAAGGAUUAA
This is a messenger RNA of Acanthisitta chloris (rifleman), 364 nucleotides long. RefSeq names its product putative COBW domain-containing protein 7. The transcript is spliced from 4 exons. Gene Ontology annotation, cellular component: cytoplasm. The record is from RefSeq and is a predicted model, not a curated record. The annotation marks the transcript as partial. Lineage: Eukaryota; Metazoa; Chordata; Aves; Passeriformes; Acanthisittidae.